AUGGAUAGCUUCUCUGAGCCUCGCCGUCUUCCCGAAGUCAUUCAUCUCGGAGACGUACGCACCGCUGUCGCAUCCCUCGAGGCAGAGCACCGUGCAAAGGGCAUUCCGCUCUCAGGCCGUGUCCUCCAUGUCUGUCACUAUCUCCCUAUUACCGCGACGUUGCACUCUUCAUCGCGCCCCGGCAUUCUGAGCCCGCCCGCUACCCCGCCCUCACAACCCUCUGAUAUCCCCCCGUCUCCUACUGACGCGUCCGCGCCCACAACAAAUGGAACCGCGGGCCAAGAUGAUUCCGUUCUGCAUCCCAAAUGGAGCCUGGCCACUCGACAAGGCCAUGCAGCGAUGAUCAGCGGCAUCCGCUCCUUAUCCUCGACUCAUGAACAGCUCAUCAUUGGAUGGACGGGCGAUAUUGAGAGCCCAGUAACGUCUUCAGGUGGUGAGAAGCUCAAGAUAUCCGCGAAUUCUCUCUCAGAGGAAGACAGAACAGUGCUGGAAGAGGAAAUCUCGAACUUCAAAGCCGAAGAAGAACACGGCAAGACAACAUACGUCCCCGUCUGGCUCGACGACAAGGUCGCACACGGCCAUUAUGAUGGUUAUUGCAAACAGACCCUCUGGCCACUCUUCCACUACCUCCUCUGGCAAGACGUUUCUCCUACUUCGAACUCUGCCUCCUUCUCCGCCGACACUCACUGGCCCCCCUAUGAGCAGGCCAACGCUGCCUUCACGCGACGCAUUCUUGAUGUCUAUCAACCCGGCGAUCUCGUCUGGGUUCAUGACUACCACCUGCUACUCGUCCCGAAGCAGCUCAGAGUGACCGUCCCAGAUGCGUGUGUUGGCCUAUUUGUCCACACGCCCUGGCCUAGUAGCGAAGUUUUCCGCUGCCUACCGCGCCGCAAGGAGAUCCUGGACGGCAUGCUCGGCGCCAACCUUGUCUGCUUCCAGACGUACUCGUAUUCGCGCCAUUUCACGUCGUCAUGUGUGCGGGUAUGUGGAUACGAAGUUGCCGCACGGGGCAUUGACGUCCAAGGUCACGUCACCUCUGUCAUGCACUGCCCAGUAGGCGUCGACGCCGAUCGCGUGGCACAGGAUCUUCUUCGUCCUGGUAUUCAACCGAAGCUACAGGCGCUCUUGAAAUUGUACGCUGGCAAGAAGAUCAUCAUUGGUCGCGAUAAGUUGGACGUCGUCAAAGGUGUUGUGCAGAAGCUGCGCGCGUUUGCGAAGCUGCUGCAAGACUAUCCCGAGUGGAUAGGCAAUGUCGUGCUCAUACAAGUCACGUCGCCGGCGCUCACUGACAGCCCGAAACUCGAGCGCCAGAUCAGCGAGCUUGUGAGCAGUAUCAAUGGGGAAUAUGGCGGUCUAGACUUCAUUCCCGUGCAUCACUACCACCAAACGAUCAAAAAGGACGAGUUUUACGCGCUCUUGUCCGCUGCUGAUCUCGCCGUCAUCACCCCUCUUCGGGAUGGCAUGAACACCACCUCGAUGGAGUUCGUCAUUGCUCAGGGCAAGACGAAGAAAAGCCCCCUCGUGCUCAGCGAGUUUAUGGGUAUCUCCAGCAACAUGACCGACGCUCUGCAGAUCAAUCCUUGGAAUCUAGGCGAUGUCGCUAGCGCGAUGAACCGCGGCCUGUUGAUGUCUACUGCGGAGAAAGAACAGAGACAUGCGAAGCUGCACGAGGUCGUGACAACUCAAACUUCGCAUACCUGGGCCGCGAUGCUCGUCAAGAUGCUGCUCGGCGUCAUGGGCACGUCGAACAUGGCGAGACAAACACCCGUGUUGCCUACGGACAAUAUGUUUGAGUCGUACGCGAAGGCAAAGAAGCGGUUGUUCCUAUGCGACUACGAUGGAACUCUCGCACCAAUUGUCAAGACGCCCUCCAUGGCCAUCCCGACUGAGGACACACUGACAGCCCUGACCCAGCUCGCUGCCGACCCUCGCAAUCUCGUCUACAUUAUCUCGGGACGGGAUGGCGCUUUCCUCGAACAGCAUCUUGGGCACAUCGAGAGCCUUGGUAUGUCUGCGGAGCACGGCGGCUUCAUUCGCGAACCAGGGUCGCGAGACUGGGUUAACUUCACGGAGAGCUUGGACAUGGACUGGAUGGGCGAGGUACUAGAAGUGUUCAAGUAUUAUACGGAGAGGACAACCGGGAGCCACAUCGAGGUUAAGAAAAGUUCCAUUACAUGGCAUUAUAGAUCGAGUGACCCAGAAUGGGGACAAUUUCAAUGCCGACAGUGCCAGGACCUGCUCGAGAACAACGUUGCUCACAAGCGACCUAUCGAAGUUCUGGUCGGAAAGAAAAACCUCGAAGUCCGUCCGAUCGCUGUCAACAAGGGCGAAAUUGUCAAGCGCAUUCUCUAUGAGAACCCUGAUGCCGAAUUUGUUUUCUGCGCUGGCGACGAUAAGACCGACGAGGACAUGUUCCGCGCGCUCAGCUUCUCAGAGCCUGAUGGCCCACUCACCAUGGACCCACCCAUCUCCGUCUCGCUGGUGACAAAAGAUGCCACAGAGGAGCUGAUGACGAAAUCGCUCGCUCUUACUCCUCACGGUGUGUUCACCACAGCUGUUGGACACCCCAGCAAGCGCACGUUGGCGAAGUGGCAUGUCACGAGCCCAGCGGAGGUGGUGAAUGAGCUGCUGAGGCUCGCAGGUGCGAACAAGGCCAGCGGCACUGCGGACGAGGCUAAGCUAUGA
This is a messenger RNA of Heterobasidion irregulare TC 32-1, 2685 nucleotides long. Its product is annotated as glycosyltransferase family 20 protein. Gene Ontology annotation, cellular component: alpha,alpha-trehalose-phosphate synthase complex (UDP-forming); cytosol. The coding region runs from base 1 to 2685 and encodes 894 amino acids. Gene Ontology annotation, molecular function: catalytic activity. Gene Ontology annotation, biological process: trehalose biosynthetic process. The record is from RefSeq and is a predicted model, not a curated record. The transcript is spliced from 9 exons. NCBI's taxonomy places the organism in Eukaryota, Fungi, Basidiomycota, Agaricomycetes, Russulales, Bondarzewiaceae.